CUGCUCUGACCUCAGCAGACGCCUGGAGGAGACCUGGGAUCACGUUAAACAUUAGUGGUGAGAGGUGUGGAAGAAGCGUUCUCCGGACCAGGCUUCAGCACCAUGGACAGAUCCCUGGACGCCGCGGCGUUCUUACAGAUCUGGCAACAUUUUGACGUAGACGAUAACGGUUACAUCGACGGGAAGCAGCUGGACGCCUUCUUCCGACACAUGCUGGAAAAGUUUGGGAUGAAGACGGAGGAGAUGACGGAGGAGAUGACGGAGGACGGAGUCAGAGGACUGAGGGACAGAUUCAUGUCUGCUUUCGACACGGCAGCGGACCGACGUCUGCAGAUACAAGAGCUGGCCACCGUGAUGCUGCCCGAGGAGGAGAACUUCCUGCUCUUGUUUCGCAGAGAGACGCCACUGGACAACAGCGUGGAGUUCAUGAGGAUCUGGAGAAGCUACGACUCGGACAGCAGCGGCUACAUCUCAGCAACUGAGCUCAAGGUGUCUCUUCAGGGCUUCCUGCAGGACCUCUUCCUGCAACACAGGAAGUCCAUCACCCCCGAGAAGCUGGAGGUGUACACCGACGCCAUGAUGAAGAUGUUUGACAAGAACCGGGACGGCAGACUGGACCUGAAUGAUCUGGCCAGAAUCUUGGCCCUGAAAGAGAACUUCCUCCUGAAGUUUAAGAUGGAGGCCUGCAGUCAGGAGGACAGGAAGAGAGACUUUGAGAAGAUAUUUGCUCACUAUGACGUUAGUAAGACCGGAGAGUUGGAAGGCCCUGAAGUGGAUGGAUUUGUGAAGGACAUGAUGGAGCUUGUGAAGCCCAGCAUAACUGGCACCGACCUGGACAAGUUCAGAAAAUCCCUGAUGGGUCACUGCGACAUCAACGGAGACGGAAAGAUCCAGAAGAACGAGCUGGCUCUCUGCCUGGGCCUCAAGCUCAGCUGAAGGAGCCUCACGGCCUUCAAGAUAGGCUUCUUUCUUUCCUUGAUCACUACUUACUUUCAGCCUCCUUUUCAUUGUACUUUUCCAGUUUAAGUUGCAUCCUUCACUGAUUCAUGUGUAAUUCAUCCCUUAGUGGCUCUGUUUGGUGUUUAGAGGCCUAUGUAUCCAUUUGUUAAUGCUCCUUGAUGAAAAUAAAGUUCAAAACCAUUUAUAUAUUUACUAAAAAAUCCCAGCUAGUUGGUGUUUUCAUGAUUGCAUGACAUGCUUCUUUGUAAUGAGAUUCUUGUAAAACCAGAAAUAUGAAUGAUUGUUAAUAAAAAAAAAUCUAAAUCUUUA
This is a messenger RNA of Pungitius pungitius (ninespine stickleback), 1269 nucleotides long. RefSeq names its product secretagogin-like. Gene Ontology annotation, molecular function: calcium ion binding. The transcript is spliced from 11 exons. Gene Ontology annotation, biological process: regulation of long-term synaptic potentiation; regulation of presynaptic cytosolic calcium ion concentration. Bases 103 to 936 code for a protein of 277 amino acids. Lineage: Eukaryota; Metazoa; Chordata; Actinopteri; Perciformes; Gasterosteidae. Gene Ontology annotation, cellular component: terminal bouton; nucleus; synapse. The record is from RefSeq and is a predicted model, not a curated record.